GCCGACUCCGCCGCCGUGUGCGCCAAGUUCCUUCUCCCGUCGCAUAACCAGUGCGUCCGCAAGCGGCAGCCCUUCUCCUCCAAAAUUCCCCACCCGACCGCCGCCGCGACUCGAUCUCCGCCUCCGGCGCGCACCAGAACUUCGGGACGAGCCCGCAUCGCCGCUCUCGUUCCCGGCCCGCACCUCCCCUACGCCGCCCUCGACCUCGAUCUCCCUCCCGGAGCUCCUCCCCGACCACCUCCCCGGAGCUCGUUCUCUGCCCUCCCAAGAGAAAAAUCACGCUUGUAGCCAUGACGGUGGAUAAGGAGGUCGCCGGGGGUGGCAAGGUGCAGCAGGCGGAGCCGGAGCCGGAGCCAGAACCGGCUGCCGAGGCGUUGACGUUUGCGGAGCUGGGCAUCUGCCCCGAGCUGGUGGAGGCGUGUGACGCCAUGGGGUGGAAGCAGCCCACGAAGAUCCAGGCGGGGGCCAUCCCCUACGCUCUCAAAGGCAGGGACCUGAUUGGUCUGGGACAGACGGGGUCGGGGAAGACAGGUGCCUUUGCGCUGCCGAUUAUCCAGGCGCUGAUCGAGCACCCCCAGCCCUUCUUCGCCUGCGUCAUGUUGCCCACGAGGGAGCUAGCGAUUCAGAUUGCGGAGCAGUUCGAGGCGUUGGGGUCAGCGAUUGGCUUGGUUUGCUCAGUGCUUGUUGGAGGAGUUGACCGGAUGCAGCAAGUGUUAUCCAUUGCAAAACGUCCACAUAUUGUGGUUGGAACUCCUGGCCGUCUUUUGGACCAUUUGAAAGAUACAAAAGGUUUUAGCCUAACUAAACUGAAAUACUUGGUACUUGAUGAAGCUGAUAAAUUACUUAAUUUGGAGUUCAAGGAAUCACUUGAUGAGAUUCUGAAUGUCAUUCCUAAAGAAAGGAUAACUUACCUUUUUUCAGCCACAAUGACCAAAAAGGUAAGCAAACUGCAACGUGCUUGUCUCAGAAACCCUGUCAAGGUGGAAGUAUCCUCCAAAUAUUCUACAGUGGACACACUUAAAGAAGAGUGGUAUUUCGUUCCUGCAGAUUACAAGGAUUGUUAUCUUGUUCAUGUUCUGAAUAAGUUGCCAGGGAGCAUGACCAUGAUCUUCGUGCGGACCUGUGAGACAACAAGACUCCUUGCUCUCACUUUAAGGAAUCUUGGUUUUAAAGCUCUCUCUAUCAGUGGCCAGAUGAGUCAGGACAAAAGACUAGGCGCUUUAAACAAGUUCAAAGCAAAGGAAUUCAACAUCCUUAUCUGCACCGACGUGGCGAGCCGCGGUCUUGACAUUCAAGGAGUUGAUGUGGUUAUGAAUUAUGAUAUUCCAAUGAAUUCUAAGGAUUAUGUACAUCGGGUCGGUAGGACUGCGCGUGCAGGGCAAUCGGGUUAUGCUGUAUCUUUUGUGAAUCAGUACGAGAGUCUGUGGUUUAAGAUGAUCGAGGCGCUCCUCGGAAAGGAAAUUCUUGUACGGACGGCAGACGCCGAUGAGAUCCUGAUACUUCGUGAGCAUAUAUCCGAUUCAAAGAGGAUUGCACUGACGAAACUGAAGGAGGACGGUGGUCACAAGAGGAGGAGGAAAGCGGAGGACGAGGAUGAAGAAGAGGAGGAAGCUCCAAGAGGUCGCCGAAAACCGAGGUCUUUCAAGAAAUCAAAAGGGCGGCGAUAGCAUCUUGCCUCGAACAGUGUUACAAUCCGUAUAUAUAUGAGAUACCACUCCACCUUGCAAAGGCUAGUUAUCAAAGUUUUCUCCGUAGUUCGUCAGAUGCAGCAGCCAUAUUAGUCCCUUCAGUGCUAUCUGUGUUAGAAAGUCAGGACACUCUGAG
Molecule: messenger RNA, 1824 nt
Organism: Triticum dicoccoides
Lineage: Eukaryota; Viridiplantae; Streptophyta; Magnoliopsida; Poales; Poaceae
Product: DEAD-box ATP-dependent RNA helicase 10-like
Exons: 14
Coding region: 291-1667 (458 amino acids)
Cellular component (GO): cytosol
Molecular function (GO): RNA helicase activity; nucleic acid binding; ATP binding
Source: RefSeq, a predicted model, not a curated record